Messenger RNA from Ochlerotatus camptorhynchus, 1734 nucleotides. RefSeq lists its product as uncharacterized. Gene Ontology annotation, biological process: proteasome-mediated ubiquitin-dependent protein catabolic process; multicellular organism development. Gene Ontology annotation, molecular function: ubiquitin protein ligase activity; ubiquitin conjugating enzyme binding. NCBI's taxonomy places the organism in Eukaryota, Metazoa, Arthropoda, Insecta, Diptera, Culicidae. Gene Ontology annotation, cellular component: cytoplasm. Bases 68 to 1657 code for a protein of 529 amino acids. The transcript is spliced from 7 exons. The record is from RefSeq and is a predicted model, not a curated record.
UUAAAUAGGCUGUGCUCGUGUGAAAUCGAAGGAAGGACUAGAUCCUUCAAAUUAUUAGUGGUGAAAAAUGGUGGAAACAGCAGUGAUAAAGUCAAGUUCAAUGUCAAAGUUGAGUGGUGACGGAACCGUGAAUACCGAUGGCAAUGAUGCUGCUGCUACAGCAGAUGACCAUUACAAUCCUUCUGUAAGGAUACUACACAUCCCGAAGCAGUCGACUGGAUCAUGUGGGUUUCAUUUGUCGCGAAGCAAGUGGGAUCCAUAUCCUUGGGUCAGUAGAGUUGACGAAGAAUCACCGGCUGAAGUGACCGGCUUGAAGGCCGGCGACUGCGUGUUGGAGGUAAACAAUGAAGACGUCCUCGGAAUGCGCAUCGUAGAAGUCGCCAACAUGGUCCGUUCUAAAACCGACAUAGUAACCCUUCUACUAUGGAGCACCGGCAUGGAACCCACUUGCAAUCCAGAAUCACUUUGCUGUGGUCCUAUGCCAAUCAACCUGGAACGACUAUCGGCCAGUAUGCAGACCAUUGUAGCCGCAUUAGAAUGUCCCGUUUGCUUCGAUACUAUUCCUCCUCCCGUGUUUCAGUGUCAAAAUGGUCACCUUGUUUGCUCACGAUGUCGAGUCCGGUCGGAAAGAUGUGCGAUCUGUAGGGAGAAAUACACCGUUGGAAGGUCAUUGUUGGCUGAACAAGUCUACCAAUCUAUAACCGAAGCGUUCAACCUAACAGAAGGCAGCGACGGAAAGCUGAGGGAACGGUUGUUCGGUGCAAAAUGUGCCAGGAAAACUCCAUUCCGCAGUGAAGGAAACUUGCCUGCGGGAAAGCAAAUCCAUUCGCAUACACAUAAAUUCCUAGCAAAGAUCAUGGGGAAGUCCUCAUCGGUGGAUAACCUGAGUAAAAAGCAGCAUUGCAAUCCCCAUGAAGAACUGAAUGGGUUAAAAGGCAAAUCGCUUUCGUUAUCUUCCAGUGAAAUUUUCAAACGCGAUAACACAAUCUCCAUUCCUCGAUGUACAUCGGCAAACCGUUUGGCACCGGAACUUACUGAAUCCUGCAAUAGUUUGAGCGUCAGGCGAGCAACCUCAUCGUUGUCGUGCAACGUUUCGGCGGAAAGCUUGACCAGUAUACCGGAAAAUGGUAUUCAAAUCACAGUCCCUACCCACCAGACGACCUAUUGCUGCCCUUGCGGCGAGUAUUGUAACGAUAAGAUAAACGCUUCCGCUCUGGAGCAGCAUGUUACCGACCAUCAUUGUACGCCAAUCAUCUCUUUCGGGACGGCAUCGGCCGAGAUUUCACUUCCGCCACGGGCACCUGUUGACAACGCUUGCCUGGUGUUGAUUCUCGAUGGUCAUAAAUUUUGGCUGAAAUUAAUCUCGGAUUCGAACUCUACUGGGGAUAUCUUCAUCUCCGCACUGCUGCAGGGAAGCGAAUCCGAUUGUCGAAAUUAUGCACUGGAGGUGGUGAUACGGAAAGCCGGAUUGCACCAGAUAUUGGGGAAGGAGUUGAUUUCACGCUCGGAAAUUCACUCGAUGGAGAGCAAAGCAUGGAAUGAUAUCAGCAAUACCAGGAGCGGUGUGUUUUAUUCCAGUGAGUGCAUUAAAUCGACGUUCGAUCCGGAAACAGAGAUUUUGCUGAAGGCGACCAUUAAACGGUUGUCUGACCUUUAAUUGAUACAGAACGAGAUAAUUAAUAUUAGCAUGACAUGCAAUCACUCAGACUGUACUGAUAGUUUGAUUUCAUUACA